Messenger RNA from Drosophila montana, 6987 nucleotides. RefSeq names its product phosphatidylinositol 4-kinase III alpha (gene Pi4KIIIalpha). Bases 250 to 6555 code for a protein of 2101 amino acids. Gene Ontology annotation, biological process: phosphatidylinositol-mediated signaling; phosphatidylinositol phosphate biosynthetic process. Gene Ontology annotation, cellular component: plasma membrane; cytoplasm. Gene Ontology annotation, molecular function: 1-phosphatidylinositol 4-kinase activity. NCBI's taxonomy places the organism in Eukaryota, Metazoa, Arthropoda, Insecta, Diptera, Drosophilidae. The transcript is spliced from 10 exons. The record is from RefSeq and is a predicted model, not a curated record.
AUAGCAAAACAAUAAAAAUUACGAACGAUUGACGAUGACGAACGUUCAAUGAGCAAUAUUUAAACAAAUUAAAUAAAUCAUUAACGAAAUAAAGUGUGCAACCAGUGCGCGCGCUUGCACCCAUACCAAUUAACGUGCAUUUACGCCUCCGGGCGACUUACAGUCGCAGCUCCGUCUCCACAGACCGUCACGUAGACGUUCUGCAGUCCCCGAGUCGGAGGCCAUCUCACAUUUUACAGAGGCGUAAAGAUGACCGCCUCGGACAAGUAUACGUAUCAGCGGACUGUGCUUUGCUUAGCGCGCGUACUGGCAGGAAUUCAGCCCACGCCAUGGGACAAGGUGCAAACACUCUUCCGCUACUGCCCGCAGGAGAAUGCAUCAGGCGUAUUUUGUUUAGACUCAAGAGCACAGGAUGCUGUCAUUGCAUUGGGCAUCUACUUCCUGGAAGGCGGCUGCCAGCAUGAGUCACAGAUUGUGCCCUAUCUACUGCGGUUGGCCAAGAGCCUACCCAAGGCAAGAAUACAUGAUGAACGCAAUAGCAAAGUAGAGCGUGUGCGCAUACCCGCGGCAGAGAAGUUCAGCUUCUGCCUGAACACACUGCUAUCAGACAUAGCAGCCAAAUGUCCGGAUUCACGUGAGGAGAUCAUACUAAAUCAGGUCGAAACGCUGGGAACGCUCGCUAACAUUGUCAAGCCCAGCAAAGACAGCAACUCGACACCACCGCCCCUUGUGCUGUGCAAUGCAACGGUACCGCUUCUGUUUGGUCUGGCGCGAUCUAUGGGUCGAUAUGCCAGUAACAAUCCGCCGCUGCUGUGUCGCAUAUUUCCGCCCGAACGGCUGCCCAUACAGCGUUCUAGUGCUGGCGGCAAUGGCACCUGUGGCGGUUCCUUUAGCAGCAGCGAACGACUCGCGACCACACAGUUUCGGCCGAUCAUACCACGUUCCAUGUCAGGCAGUUUGGCCCACAGCCAGGUGCCAUCUGAUGAAAGUCGUAUACGUCCAGCAGGUGGCAAGCAAAAGCCGUCUUUGCAAAGCUACUUCUCGGUGCCGUACGAUCCGCGUACGCAUUUUUUCACACGAUACGGCUCCAGCUUCAAUCAGUUUCCCCAUAUGCGCGUCAAUUUAUGCGAAUCGCCGAGCAAAACCGGUCCAAAGCCGUUAUACCGUGUGCCACCAUUUCCCAUACAGCAUUUGCAGACCAUCUUUGCUGUGUCCAAGAAGCUACUGACCAAGGACACGCUGGAAUAUUUGGAUGAGCUGGGCAGCGACAUAUUCUCGCUGCAUCUGAACAAUGGCAAUUGCUACAAGAGCUUCUCGGAGAUGCUCAAUCUGGUGUUAGUCACAUUGUUGCGCGAGCUGCUGCAGCACCAAGUCGAUCUUCCCACACCCUUUACCAAGGAUGUACAGGAGUUUGUCAAGCGUCUAUUCCUCAACGGCCAAACAGAACUGCAAAACAAACAACAGGACCAGGAGCGCGAAAGGCGCGAAGAAAACGGCAUUGCAGUUGUCAACAAGUACAAGAUCAAUGUGAUGGCCAAUGCCGCCUGCGUGGACCUUCUGGUUUGGGCCAUACGCGAUGAGACGGAGGCGGACAAACUGUGCGGACGCUUGUCGCAGAAGUUAAAUCUGGUUCUCAGCCAUAAGAUCGUGAUGGAUCAUAUGCCGUUGCUGAUGGUCUGCCUGGAGGGACUGGGCAAGCUUGCCCAGAAGUUUCCCAACAUUGCGGGCACAUCGAUAUCAUAUUUGCGCGAUUUCUUGGUCGAUCCUAGUCCCAUAUUGGGAAAGCUGCAUGCACAUGCAAUGCAAACGAUAGCCCUGCAGAAAAAGGAGAAGGAGCUGACGCCGUUCAAGAUUGUGUUGCAGCAUUCGGAUUCGCGUGCUGUCGUCGACAUCUUUGGUGAAAACCAGAAGCAGCCCGGCACCGGACGCAGCGGCUAUGUGGCAUUUGAGGCAUUGCGCGAUGCCGCCAUAGAGAAUCUAUCGAUUGCCCUGCGCGCUGCCCACACGCUCGACCAGUUUUGUGUUCCCGCCCUUGUGGCAAAUGUGUCAAACCGUCUCUUCACCGCCGAAAAGCACGAGAGCGAAUCAACGCUAGUAAGCUUGAACAUUAUCGUGAUGCUGGGCCAUGUAGCCGUAGCGCUAAAGGACACCUCGAAAACCACACAGAAUAUACUGCAGUUCUUUAUACAGCGCUUCUGCAAGGUUCCAUCGGAGCAGAAUGCGUUAAUUGUUGAUCAGCUCGGCUGCAUGAUUAUCUCGCAAUGCGAAACGCACAUUUUCGAUGAGAUUAUGAAAAUGUUCUCACGCGUUACCGUGCAGUCGGCAUCGCUGGCAUAUACUUCCGAUCCGGAGCAUCGGAAACAAUUCCAUCACGUCUCCGAUGCGGUGGUCAAUGCGCUUGGAAACAUUGCGGCCAAUAUACAGGGCGAUUCUGAGAUGCUUGAGCUGCUCGGAAAAUUGUUGGAGCUGUUUGUACAAAUUGGACUCGAUGGAGAGCGUUCGUAUGACAACACGCCGGGCGCCCAAAAGGCUAGCUCACGUGCCGGCAAUCUGGGCAUGCUAAUACCGGUUAUUGCUGUACUCAUGCGCCGCCUGCCACCUAUUAAAAAUCCGCGUCAGCGCUUACACAAGCUUUUUAAGGACUUUUGGGCCUAUUGCGUUGUUAUGGGAUUUACAAAUGCUCGCCUCUGGCCCGCCGACUGGUACCAGGGCGUGCAGCAGAUAGCAGCCAAGUCGCCGCUGCUUAUCUCCCAAACGGCACACAAAUCGGAUAUGCGCGAGCUCAACUACACAUUGGCCAUUAAGAGCGAUUCGGUGAACGAGCUGCGCAGCCAGAUACUGGUGCUGCUAGAGCACUCUUCCGACAACGUAGCUGCCUCCAUUAACAAGCUUAGCUUUGCCCAAUGCACCUACUUGCUCAGCGUUUAUUGGCUGGAGAUGCUGCGCGUCGAGAAUGCCGAUGAGCCCAGCCUGGAGCCCAUUAUGAGCUACCUCUGCGACACGGCACUUCAAAAGGACAAAACUGGCAUUUGGCAGUGCGUCAAAUGCGUGGCGGAUCAGGUGUUUGAGAAGUUCCGCAAUGUGCUGUACGCCCAUGAUGAGAUCAGGGAGAAGGUCUUGGAGUCACAGGCAACGCUGCUGUUGGUCUACUUCAAUCAUAUACACAAGCAGAUCCAAUUGGUGGCGGAUCAGUAUCUGUCGCAGCUGGUGGAUAGAUUUCCGCAUCUGCUGUGGAAUCGCCGCGUGCUGUGGUGCAUGUUGGAUAUACUGCAGCUACUGGCGUAUUCCUUGUCACUGGAUCCCAACGAGGAGACGCCAACGCUUCGAGUCGUUUCGACGCCGUAUACGCUGCAGCUGAUGGACUCGUUGCCGGCACGUGAGCUGCGCCUUAAGGAUUUUGCCGAUCGCUGUCAGGGCAUUGUGAACGAGGCCAUGAAGUGGGCGCCCCGCUCUACGCGCUCCCAUUUGCAGGAGUACCCGAACCAGAUACCCACCCCAGUGCUAGCCCAUCACAGCGGUCUCGCGCUGGCAUUUGACUCCGUAGUAAACAGCAGCACCCUGCAUCCGGGCAAUACAUUGAGCACGCUCAGCAAGCGGCCUAGUUGCGUCAACUCGGACACGCCGCGCUUCGUUUCCGUGCUGUGCCUGCGCAGCAAGUACGCUGGCGAAAUAAGCGGCCUCCUCUCCGUUCUUAGUGACCAAGACAAAGCCGGGCUGGCCGAUCGCCUGGUUAGUGAUGUGUGGGGCGCAUGUGCCGAGAAAAGCGAUGCUAGGCAUCGCGGCGCCCUGUGGCGAGCCACCGCCUACCUCAUCAUCUGUGCGGAGAUCGAUAGAAAACUGCUGCAUGCGGUGGCCAGCUCGCAGCUGGAGCUGUUCACCGAGUCCGCCAUGGAAACCGCUGUCGAGUGCUGGCAGUGGGUGCUGACGGCGCGUCAGGAUCUGGAGCUGUGCUUCAUACAGGAAAUGGUUAGCGCCUGGCAGACAACAUUUGAGAAGCGCAUGGGCUUGUUUGCCUGGGAAAUGGAGAUCACGCAUCCGCUGGCCGCAUACGAGGGCUGCAAGCUGGUCAGUAAGCCCAUACUGAUAGCACCGCAUCUGAUUUGGCUGCAGCUGCUCUCAGAAAUGGUGGACACAGCUAAAUACUGCAAUCGUGACAAGGUGGAAAUGUUCUGCCUGCUUCUCCAUCGCUGCUUACCCAUACUAAAGAGCAGUCGCCAGAAUCGCCAGGUGGCCACCGUUGGCUGCCGCUUCAAGCUGCUUCAGUGUGGCCUGUCGCUGCUUCAGGGCAAUACCAUACCAAAAUCCCUGGCUCGCAACAUACUGCGCGAGCGCAUCUAUUCAAAUGCCCUCGACUAUUUCUGUGGCCCGCCCACGUGCCCCAAUCAGAGCCGGGAGCAACUGCUAGAGGAUAUACUGAUAUUACUGAAGUUUUGGCAGACAAUGCGCAGUGAGAAGAAGCAUCUGGUUACUUCGGAGGUCGGCGACUAUGAUAUCACCAGUGCCUCGGUCAGUUCUACACAAAUGCUGGCGGUGCGCAACAAUCCGGAGACUGCGUCGCUUAUCAGCGGGGGCGCUGACUAUGCACGCUCCAUGAGUGCUACUGGCAACACAGCCGGCUGGUACAACACCAUACCACAUUCCACUUCCACGUUGUCAAAACGCUCGAAUCGCUCAAAGCGCCUGCAAUACCAAAAGGACUCCUAUGACAAGGAUUACAUGAAGAAGCGCAAUCUGAUACUCGAGCUUCUUGCCGUCGAGCUGGAGUUUCUCAUUACCUGGUACAAUCCCAACAGUCUGACCGAUCUGAUAGUGCCAGGUGAGGAACAGAUUACCGAGUGGCGCAAUCGUCCAUACAAGCCAAAUGUUUGGCGUGAUUAUGCCCGUUUGGCUUGGUGUUAUAACCCGGCGCUGGCCGUAUUCCUGCCGCAGCGUAUCAAGAAUGCUGAGACCAUUGACGAGGAGGUAUCACGGCUGGUAUGCUCCGAUCCGAUUGCUGUGUGUCAUAUACCCGAGGCGCUCAAGUAUUUGUGCACCACAAAGAAUUUACUGCAGGAGAGUCCCGAUCUGGUCUAUAUACUGUCCUGGUCAGCAGUGACACCCAUCCAGGCAUUGUCCUACUUUUCACGGCAAUAUCCAUCGCAUCCACUGACAGCACAGUAUGCGGUUAAGACAUUGAACUCGUAUCCGGCAGAAUCGGUGCUUCCCUAUAUACCUCAACUGGUGCAGGCGCUUCGCCACGAUACGAUGGGCUAUGUGGUGGAGUUUAUUAAGAACAUAUCGAAGCGUUCGCAGAUAGUGGCCCAUCAGCUGAUCUGGAAUAUGCAAACGAAUAUGUACAUGGACGAGGAUCAGCAGCAUCGCGAUCCCAAUUUGUAUGAGGCAUUGGAUCUGCUGUCACAGAACAUAAUUGGGUCCUUCUCAGGUGCAGCAAAGCGUUUCUAUGAGCGCGAAUUUGAUUUCUUUGGAAAAAUAACAGCCGUUUCCGGCGAAAUACGCUCCUUUCCCAAGGGCAUUGAGCGCAAGAACGCGUGCCUAGCGGCACUAAGCCGCAUCAAGGUGCAAUCCGGAUGCUAUUUGCCAUCCAAUCCGGAGGCAAUGGUGCUAGACAUUGAAUAUAGCAGCGGUACGCCCAUGCAGAGUGCUGCUAAGGCGCCGUAUCUGGCUCGUUUCCGUGUCUAUCGCUGUGGAAUCACCGAGCUGGAGACGCGUGCCAUGGAAGUGUCCAAUAAUCCGAAUUCACAGGAGGAUGCACACAUGACGCUCGGCGUCGAAUCAUGGCAGGCGGCCAUUUUCAAAGUGGGCGACGAUGUGCGCCAGGAUAUGCUAGCCCUGCAGGUGAUCACUAUAUUCAAAAAUAUCUUUCAGCAAGUGGGCCUAGAUCUUUUUCUGUUCCCCUAUCGCGUGGUGGCCACAGCACCUGGCUGCGGCGUCAUCGAGUGUGUGCCCAAUGCGAAGUCCCGCGAUCAGCUGGGCAGACAAACAGACUCUGGCCUAUCCGAGUACUUCCAGCAUCAAUAUGGAGAUGAGAGCUCCAAGGAGUUUCAGGCGGCGCGCGCCAACUUUGUCAAGUCAAUGGCUGCCUACUCGCUAAUCGGCUACCUGCUGCAGAUCAAGGAUCGGCACAAUGGCAACAUUAUGAUCGAUAAGGACGGCCACAUCAUACAUAUAGAUUUUGGCUUCAUGUUUGAGUCAUCACCGGGCGGCAAUAUUGGCUUUGAGCCGGAUAUGAAGCUCACUGACGAGAUGGUCAUGAUUAUGGGCGGCAAAAUGGAGGCACCUGCCUUCAAAUGGUUCUGUGAGCUGUGUGUGCAGGCAUUUUUGGCAGUGCGACCAUAUCAGGAUGCGAUUGUAUCACUUGUAUCGCUAAUGCUGGACACGGGUCUGCCUUGCUUUCGUGGCCAGACGAUUAAUCUGCUAAAGCAGCGAUUCGUGGCCACCAAGAACAACAAGGAAGCGGCUGCCCAUAUGCUAGCCGUCAUACGUAAUUCGUAUCAGAAUUUCCGCACGCGUACCUACGACAUGAUCCAGUACUAUCAGAAUCAGAUACCCUACUAGAGUAUUAUGUGGACUUUGGACUUGGGGAUUCGGUUUUGGGUUUUGGAUUUCUUGUUAGCCAAAUGCUGUAUUAAUUACAUUAUUCUUGUUUUUUUUAUUUAUUUUUUUUAUGUUCUUGCGUUUCUGUUUUGUAUUUAAUAGCUGUUAAAUUUUUCGAAGAUUUUACGAUGCAUACUAAAUCAAUUAUAGGGCAAUAUGUUGUACAAUGUAUUUGUUACCUACAUAUAUACGUAUACAAACAUACUUAUUACUUAUAUACGAUACAAACGAUAAAACUGGCCCCUCGAGUUGUUGCGAGCUGUCCAGAAUAAUUCCAUAUACAGAACACACUUAUUUAUCUACUUGUAAUCAUAACCACUGUGUAAUUGUAAUAUCCAAAUUUUUUCUCUGAGUUUUGGUAAAAAAAAAAAAAACGACAGUUGCGUUUAACAA